AUGUCGGCAGUGACUUCAAAGAUAACCAUGUCUGGGUCGUGGCAGCCACGGAUUCACUUGAAAAACUUGUUCUAUGGCCCAGGGUGCGUGGAGAAUCACCUCGUAAGCACCCUUCCCGCAACGUCAUCUCGAGUGAUCAUUGUAACUGGAACGUCACUCGCCACGAAAACACCUCUCGUACAGAAAUUGGAAACUCUACUCGACCAGCACCAUGUAGAAACCAUCAGCAACAUCCGCCAGCAUGGACCGAUAGACGAUGUUGAGGCAGCGAUCGAAACUGUGACGGCGCAUCCCGACGUUGACACAAUCAUCUCUCUCGGCGGCGGUUCCCCGAUAGACACCGCAAAGGUCAUCUCACUCCGUGUUCAACAAGCUCGGGGAUCCUCCCUAACGCAUAUCACAAUCCCAACCACGCUCAGCGGAGCCGAAUGUACCGCAGGCGGCGGAUAUACCAAAGCCGAUGGGGUCAAGGUCGGGUUCCGGAAGCCUGAAAUGGGUGUUUCUGUUAUCUUCUACGACCCACAGUACGCACAGUACACGCCCAAAGAUCUCUGGCUGAGCACCGGGAUGCGGGCGAUGGAUCACGCUGUCGAGUGUAUGUAUCACCCAUGCGCUAGCGAGGUCCCCUGGAAGGCGAUGUCGCUAUAUGUUAUUCGCGAGCUCUUCGAUUGUCUCCCCAAGGCGCGGGACUCGCACCCUCAUGAUGAAGAAGUGACGGUACGGUUGAUGCUGGCAGCAUAUGCGAGCUCUGGUUUGAAAGGAGAAGGGAUACAGGGGGGGAUGGGGCUGUCGCACAGCUUGGGUCACGCGCUGGGUAGUCCAUACGGAAUUGGACACGGAGUGACCUCGUGCUUAACUCUGGGAAAGGUAGUCAAGCUAAAGGCUCAUGAGUCCGUGGAAAAUGCCAAACAAAUUGCUCGCCUGCUGCCUGAGACUGGGGGAUCCCUGACAGGCGAUGAGCUGCAAGAUGCACUCCAGGUUGGGGACCGAAUCAUCAGUCUUGUCAGCUCCCUGGGAUUUGAUCUUUCGGGGCUUUCUGCUCGUGGAAUAAGCAAAGAUGAGAUACCAAUCAUUGUUCAGAGGGCGUUAGGAGGGGCCACGGAUGGGCCAUUAUAUGACCAGGUGAAGGCACUGGUGGAAACCUUGUUUUAA
Molecule: messenger RNA, 1152 nt
Organism: Penicillium hordei
Lineage: Eukaryota; Fungi; Ascomycota; Eurotiomycetes; Eurotiales; Aspergillaceae
Product: iron-containing alcohol dehydrogenase
Exons: 1
Coding region: 1-1152 (383 amino acids)
Cellular component (GO): mitochondrion
Molecular function (GO): metal ion binding; alcohol dehydrogenase (NAD+) activity
Source: RefSeq, a predicted model, not a curated record